AUGGGUCAGAGCGGUUUAUCACAGAAGAAACGCUUCGAGACCGAAAACGCCGCCGCGCUCAAAGAAUGGAGACAAGCGAUCGCGGAAGGCAACGAAAAGACGCUCAUUCGCCUCCUAGAAGCUCCCCAAGCCAAAACCCUUUCAAAUUUCGUCAUCGACGACAGACUGAAACGAACAGCGCUACACGUUGCGUCUCUCGGCGGUCACCAUAACUGCGUUAGUCGUUUAUUGACGGCAGGAGCGUCGGUAAAGGUGAAGGACGGGCGUGGGCAGACGGCGUUGAUGUUGGCCGCUAGUCGCGGGCGUGAGGCGUGUGUUGAGGCGCUGCUCAACGCAUGCGCGAGUGCUAAUGCUGUUGACAUGGACGGGCAGUCGCCGCUUCAUCUGGCGUCCGGCUGGCGUGGAGAAACGGGCGCGCGGUGCGUGGAAAGGCUACUCGCUGACGGCGCAUGCGUCAACGCACAAGAUUGUGGUGGUUGGGCACCUCUUCAUUGGUCGUGUCGUGAAGGUGUGGUCACUUGUGUUGAGCUUCUUCUCAAGCAUGGAGCCGACGUGAAUAUUCAGAGCAAUCUGGCGUGGACCCCUUUACAUGAAGCGGCUCGUGAAGGUCACACGGAUUGUGUUCGGAUUUUGCUCGAAGCAAACGCGAGCCCUCAUGCACUCGACACGACGUUGACGUUGCCACUCAUCGACGCUCUUCAGGAACGUCAUCUCGAUUGCGCUCGUUUGAUGCUGUUGCAUGGAGCGUCGUCGAACGGUCCAGCGGUUGGAGAAACGAGCGACAAGAGGCCACUGCAUUUGGCAUUGAAAAUGAAUUACAUCGAAGCCAUCGAGUUGCUGUUUGAUUUUGGUGCCGAUCCGUUGAUGAGGUGGCCACAUGGCAACGUCGGCGACUUUCAGUCGGGAUUUGAUGUUGUGAAGCAAUGCAAUCAUGCUACCAAGGAAGUGUUAGCGGACUGUUGUUGGAGGUACAACUUUUCACACAAUGAAAACAACCGUGUCCGAUCUCUGUUGUCUCUAUCACGAAUUGCUGUCCGAAAGGCAGUCACUCCACUUCGCAUAUCAAGAGCAGGUGAACUGGGAAUGUCCGAAGCAAUGACGUCAUUCAUCCAAUACAAAGUGAAGAGAAAGGCUGUCGAUAAGUGACGACGACAAUGGCAGUAAGAAAUGUGUAAACCAUUGUUUGUAUUAUUUUAUAGAUUCUAGCUUGUACAGAGUCUUGUUUUUGUGUAUUUUAUAUUCACUAUAUAUAUAUAUACAGAAUUUAAUUAUUAAGCUAUU
Messenger RNA from Corticium candelabrum, 1281 nucleotides. Its product is annotated as ankyrin repeat and SOCS box protein 13-like. The transcript has 3 exons. Gene Ontology annotation, cellular component: ciliary inversin compartment. Gene Ontology annotation, biological process: protein localization to ciliary inversin compartment. Gene Ontology annotation, molecular function: protein binding. Lineage: Eukaryota; Metazoa; Porifera; Homoscleromorpha; Homosclerophorida; Plakinidae. The record is from RefSeq and is a predicted model, not a curated record. Bases 1 to 1146 code for a protein of 381 amino acids.